Lathyrus oleraceus (garden pea) is the source of this 540-nucleotide messenger RNA. RefSeq lists its product as uncharacterized. The transcript has a single exon. The coding region runs from base 1 to 540 and encodes 179 amino acids. NCBI's taxonomy places the organism in Eukaryota, Viridiplantae, Streptophyta, Magnoliopsida, Fabales, Fabaceae. Gene Ontology annotation, biological process: positive regulation of transcription by RNA polymerase II; cellular response to iron ion starvation. The record is from RefSeq and is a predicted model, not a curated record. Gene Ontology annotation, molecular function: DNA-binding transcription factor activity, RNA polymerase II-specific.
AUGUUUCCCAAAGCUAUUGUGAGUGUGGAUAUUAAACUGGUCGAAAUGAAGCAUGAUGUUAAACCAGAUAAAGUGAAUGACGAUGUUAAACCAGAUGAAAUGAAUGAUGAUGUUAAAUCGGGUGCUCGGUCGGUUGUUGUCGAGGUAGAUGUUCGUACACAAUUUACAAAUAAAGAAGAGUUUAUUGUUCACAAACGUAUGCUACAAUGGGUCCGUAGGGAGGUUGGGAAAUCGGGGUUUUAUGUUAUAAUCGAAAGUUCCGACAAUGGUUCAGAGAGAAGACAAUCAGUUAUAACAAAGAGAUGCGAAAGAAGUGACACGUACCAACCACACAUUAGGAAGUUCAAACGAGAUGACAUUGAAUCCAGGAAAUGUGGGUGUCCGUUUAAAUUGCGAGAAUACCGUAUGGUGGAUGAGACAUGGAAAUUUAAUGUGAUUUUCGAUAUACAUAAUCAUGCCUUGACUGACAAGCUAGUUGGUCAUCCCAUUAUAUAUCACAUUGUUCCGGAGGAGAUGGAACUUUUUUCAGACAUGACAUGA